GGAUGUAGGUCCAAUAUUAACCAAUGGUGAACUUUGCUUUCCCGCUUUCGAAUUUUUCUUCUUAACCAACCAUUCAAAAACAGUAAUGUUAUCCAUUAAUUCACAUACAAGUCUUUGCUCCUUACUAGCUGAUUUGGUCUAACAAGAUCAACUGAAGAUGGCGGCAACUAUGAUAGGAGGCGCUUUUCUCUCGGCAACUAUGCAAACCUUGUUUGAGAAACUUGCUUCAACAGAGUUUCUUGAUUACAUCAAAAACACCAAGCUGAAUGUCUCACUCUUGAGGCAAUUAAAAACAACCCUGCUCACACUUCAGGCUGUACUGGAUGAUGCGGAGGAGAAGCAGAUGAACAAUCUUGCUGUCAAACAAUGGCUUGAUGACUUGAAAGACGCUAUCUUUGAUGCUGAGGAUUUACUCGAUCAAAUAAGUUAUGACUCCCUCCGAUGCAAGAUGGAGAAGAAACAAGCUAGAAACAAAACUAAUCAGGUGUGGAACUUACUUUCAUCCCCUUUUAAAAACAUCUAUGGAGAGAUCAAUUCCCAUAUGAAGAUCAUGUGUGAAAGCCUGCAACUUUUUGCACAAAAUAAAGAUAUAUUAGGUUUGCAAACUAAAAGUGCUAGAGUUUCUCGUAGAACACCUUCAAGUUCAGUGGUAAAUGAAUCUGUCAUAGUGGGUAGGAAGAAUGACAAAGAGACAAUAAUGAACAUGUUGCUAUCACAGAGAGACACAAUCCAUAAUAAUAUAGGUGUUGUUGCAAUUUUGGGCAUGGGAGGUUUAGGAAAAACUACCCUUGCUCAACUUGUCUACAAUGAUAAAGAAGUUCAACAAUAUUUUGAUUUGAAGGCAUGGGCUUGCGUGUCUGAGGAUUUUGAUAUUAUGAGAGUAACCAGGUCUCUCCUUGAAUCGGUCACUUCAAGAACUUGGGAUAGCAAUAAUCUUGAUAUCCUUCGAGUUGAGUUAAAGAAAAACUUGAGGGAGAAAAGAUUUUUGUUUGUGUUAGAUGAUAUGUGGAAUGACAAUUAUAAUGAUUGGGGUGAACUAGUAAGUCCCUUCAGUAAUGGAAAACCUGGAAGCAUGGUGAUUAUAACAACACGCCAACGAAAAGUUGCUGAGGUGGCACACACAUUUCCUAUACAUGAAUUAAAACUUCUAUCAAAUGAAGAUUGUUGGUCUUUACUCUCAAAGCAUGCAUUGGGAAGUGAUGAGUUUCACCAUAGUACAAACACAACCCUUGAAGAAAUAGGAAGGAAGAUUGCAAGAAAGUGUGGAGGAUUGCCAAUUGCCGCUAUAACAAUAGGAGGGCUUCUACGUUCAAAGGUAGAUAUAACAGAGUGGACUGCAAUUUUAAACAAUGACAUAUGGAACUUAUCAAAUGAUAAUAUUCUUCCUGCUUUGCAUUUAAGUUAUCAAUAUCUUCCAUCUCACUUGAAAAGAUGUUUUGCAUAUUGUUCAAUUUUUCCAAAGGACUACCCACUUGAUAGGAAGAAAUUGAUUUUGUUGUGGAUGGCAGAAGGAUUCCUUGAUUGUUCUCAAGGUGGGAAAAAGUUGGAGGACUUGGGUGAUGAUUGGUUUGCUGAAUUGUUAUCGAGAUCGUUAAUUCAACAAUUAAGUGAUGAUGCUCGUGGAGAAAAGUUUGUUAUGCAUGACCUUGUAAAUGAUUUAGCUACAUUCAUAUCAGGAAAAAGUUGUUGCAGGCUUGAAUGUGGUGACAUCCAUAAAAAUGUUCGUCACUUCUCAUAUAACCAAGAAUACUAUGACAUUUUCAUCAAGUUUGAGAAAUUAUAUAGCUUCAAAUGCUUGCGAAGCUUCCUAUCCACUUACUCCACAAUGUUCAAUUACAAUUACUUAUCCUUAAAAGUGGUUGAUGAUUUCCUACCAUCACAAAAAAGGUUGCGUGUGUUAUCCCUAUCAAGGUAUAAAAACAUCACCAAGCUACCAGAUUCAAUUGGAAAUUUGGUGCAGUUGCGGUAUCUAGAUAUCUCCUUCACUAAAAUCAAAAGCUUGCCUGAUGCAACAUAUAAGCUUUACAAUUUACAAACCUUGAUUUUAUCAAGUUGUGAGAGUCUCGUUGAAUUGCCAGUACAAAUUGGAAAUUUAGUCAGUCUACGUCACCUUGAUAUAAGUGGAACUAACAUAAGUGAGUUGCCUGUGGAAAUUGUGGGACUAGAAAACCUUCAAACUCUCACCCUUUUUAUAGUGGGUAAGAGACAUGUAGGGUUAAGUAUCAAAGAGCUCGGAAAACUCCCAAACCUACAUAGAACACUUACCAUCAAGAACCUGGAUAAUGUUUUUGAUUCCGUAGAGGCACACGAUGCCAACUUGAAAAGCAAAGAAAAAAUUGAGGAUUUAGAGCUAAUAUGGGGAAAACAAAGUGACGAGUCGCAAAAAGUGAAAGAUGUGCUCGAUAUGCUGCAGCCGCCAAUAAAUCUGAAGAGCCUGAAUAUUUGCUUGUAUGGUGGGACAAGCUUUCCGAGUUGGCUGGGAAAUUCUUCAUUUUCUAACAUGGUAUCCCUCCGUAUUAGUAAUUGUGAAUAUUGUGUGACACUUCCACCCAUAGGGCAGCUACCUUCUCUCAAGGAGCUAGAAAUAUGUGGUAUGAUGAUAUUGGAUACAAUUUGUUCGAAGUUCUAUUAUGUCCAGGGAGAAGUAGGUUCCAAUUCUUCCUUCCAACCAUUUCCAUCCCUCGAGCUUAUAAAAUUUGACAACAUGCCAAAUUGGAAUGAAUGGCUUCCUUUUGAAGGUAUAAAAUUUGCUUUUCCUCGACUCAAAACUAUGGAGUUGCGUAAUUGUCCUGAACUAAGGGGACAUUUACCUACCAACCUUCCUUGCAUCGAAGAAAUUGUAAUCAAAGGUUGUUCUCAUCUAUUGGAAAAACCAUCUACUUUGCAUUGGUUGUCGUCAAUAAAAGAAAUGAAUAUCAACGGCCUUGGUGAAAAGACACAGUUGUCAUUGCUUGAUAGUGAUUCUCUAUCUAUGAUGCAACAUGUAGUGAUUGAAAAGUAUGUUGAGCUAUCAGUUGUGCCAAAAUUGAUUUUGAGAAGCACUUGUCUUACAUACUUGAGACUCCAUUCUCUUUCUUCUCUCACUGCAUUUCCCCCAAGUGGUCUACCCACUUCAUUGCAAAUACUUCAUAUUAAAGAUUGUGAGAACUUAUCCUUUCUACCUUCUGAAACGUGGAGCGAUUACACUUCACUUGUGAGUCUUUAUUUAUGGAGUAGUUGUGAUGCACUUACAUCCUUCCCACUUGAUGGUUUCCCUGUGCUCCAAACACUUGACUUAAGUGAUUGUAGGAGUCUGGAUUCCAUUUAUAUUUUAGAAACACCUUCCCCUCAGUCGUCGAGCCUCCGACAUCUUGAAAUCAGAUCCCAUGAUUCAAUUGAAUUGUUUAAAGUCAAGCUUCGGAUGAACUCGCUUACCGCUCUUGAGAAGUUGUUUCUGAAUCAAGGAGUGUUUUCAUUUUGUGAAGGAGUUUGUCUACCUCCCAACUUACAAUCAAUUGUGAGUUUUUCCCAAAUAACAACACCACCAGUUACAGAAUGGGGUCUCCAAAACCAAACCACUCUUUCGAAAUUGGUUAUUGGAAAUGAUGAUAAUAUAGUCACCACCUUGAUGAAAGAGUUGUUGCUGCCUAUCUCCCUUGUGGACCUGUCUAUCAUUGAUCUCUAUGAAAUGAAGUCAUUUGAUGGAAAUGGGCUUCGACACCUCUCCUCUCUCCAAUAUCUCUAUUUUUGGAAUUGUCAACAGCUCGAGUCAUUGCCAGAAAACUGCCUCCCUUCCUCGUUGAAAUCACUUUCAUUUCAAAUGUGUGAGGAGCUUGAGUCAUUACCGGAAGACAGCCUCCCCGACUCUCUUAAGCAACUGACCAUUUGGGGAUGCCCAUUGUUAGAAGAAAGGUAUAAAAGGAAAGAACAUUGGUCCAAAAUCGCUCACAUCCCUGUCAUAGAUAUAAAUGAAAAAGUCACAAUAUGAGAACAAGCUGUGUUCCCUUUUUCUGGAGAUCAAAGCUUAUUUGGAUGAAAAUCAGAUCACUUGAGAGGAUCCAAAUAGAUAGUUGCAAUUGAUAGCCACAAGAUUGUAUUUACUUGGCUAAUAUUCAGUUUGCAUUUUAUUAUCAUUUGAAUGCAUCUUUGUAUGUUUCCUUCCUAAUAACCUGCUGCAUGAUCCCGUUAGACAAAGUAGAAUGCAUUAGGAUUUGUAAUAUUCUUAAUUUGUAGCUUUAAGUGAAUGUUCAUAUGAUACUGUUUCAAAUUUUCUGUUUCACUGCUUUGUUAGCAUGUGCAAUAUAAAGCAUAGAUAAACGGAACAAGUAGUAUAAUCCAUGCUGCUAUUGGUUCUAAAUAUUGGCAACUUGUUUGAGUAACAUAAA
Messenger RNA from Medicago truncatula (barrel medic), 4364 nucleotides. Its product is annotated as putative disease resistance RPP13-like protein 1. The coding region runs from base 158 to 3967 and encodes 1269 amino acids. Lineage: Eukaryota; Viridiplantae; Streptophyta; Magnoliopsida; Fabales; Fabaceae. Gene Ontology annotation, molecular function: ADP binding. The record is from RefSeq and is a predicted model, not a curated record. The transcript has 2 exons.